Sphaeramia orbicularis (orbiculate cardinalfish) is the source of this 2557-nucleotide messenger RNA. It is a transcript of the gene il10ra, whose product is annotated as interleukin 10 receptor, alpha. The record is from RefSeq and is a predicted model, not a curated record. Gene Ontology annotation, biological process: cytokine-mediated signaling pathway. Lineage: Eukaryota; Metazoa; Chordata; Actinopteri; Kurtiformes; Apogonidae. Gene Ontology annotation, cellular component: plasma membrane. Gene Ontology annotation, molecular function: protein binding; cytokine receptor activity. The transcript has 7 exons. Bases 149 to 1906 code for a protein of 585 amino acids.
AGACAGCAGCCACUUCUUUGGCUCAGUGUUAAUUCUAUGAUGUUAUUUUGACUUUUACUGGUGUUUGGGAGAGAAGAUGUUUUUUUUCUGUCCAGUUUGCCUCAUUGAUGUCUUGGAUUAAGCAACUUUGUCAGUUUCUGAAUGGAUUAUGACACUUCAUGACAGAAUGAUGAGACCUCUCAAAAAAGAAAUGGAUAUAAACAAAAAGAUGCCAAUUCUUGUCCUCCUGAUGAUCUAUAUUAACGGUGUUUCAGGAAUGAAUCUGUCUCCACCUGACAACCUGGUGGUGGAGAUUUGUGACGGGGAGGUAACUGUACUUUGGGAUAAGCCUGUGGAUGCCCCUUCUAACGUCCAGUAUAACGUCCGAUUUGGAAAACAUAAUGGUGAAUAUGCCAUGGUUGACACUUGUACAAAAAUCACAAAGUCUUUCUGCAACCUUAGCAAACUCAUACAUGAUUAUGGCGCUGCCUAUAAGGUCCAAGUUCAGCUGGUCAUAGGAGAUCACAUGUCUGCGUGGACACCCAAAAAAAAAAUUCUCCCAACUUCAAGUGAAUUACUGCCUCCCAGUUUCACUUUGUUGGCUACAUCCACCACCCUGAGAGUUUAUGUUCACCAAAAACCUAUUCUGAAAAAGAUUUAUAAAUUUGGCGUUACUUACACCAUCUUUCUAGAGGAAAAAGGACAAAAUACGAAUGUAGUUUCAUACCUGAAAGAUGACACUGACGAGGAUCAGACGACUCAGACUUUCAGCCCUCUCCAUUGGGGGAAAGAAUACUGUGUCACUGUCAAAGUGGAGGGUAAUGGAGGUCUCACCAGCAGCCAGUCGUCUCAGCAGUGCGUUGUGUUACCAGAGCAAGAAUGGAUCAUAAUUGCUGUAUCAUCCCUGUCUGUUUUGGGUGUAUUUAUCAUCAUUGCUAUUGUGGGAGUCUCCCUUCUGUGUUUCCUGAAACGUCCAGCGAAAACGCCUGUUGCACUGAAAUGUCUUGUAAGUGGCUGGAAUCCACUCUCCGUCAGAGAAGGGACCAUGGAAGUCGUCACAGACAAAGGCUGGUUCCUGUCCAGUUACAGAGCAGAAGUGAAACAGUGUGAUGCCAAAGAGUCACCGUCACUUCAUGUUGAAAUAACAGAUGAGGAUGGAGACGAAGACAGGAGGACGAGCACAGACAGUGGGGUCAGCAUAAAUUCCACCUCUGAUACAAAUGAAGAAUGUCCUCCAAUGAGACAAGAGGACAGUGGUUGUGGAAGCCUUGUAGGACAGGAGAGCUCUGGCAGUCAGACAGAAUACCCCCUUCAGGAUGAGAGGACAGACACUGACCCCACUAGGAAGAGGGUGGACAGUGGGGUGGGGUUUGGCUGUCAGCUUGACUCUUCAUCCAUAAAUCUGGAUGGACAAGACAGUGGACUUUUAAAGGAAUGUGUUGUUGGUUGUAAUUAUCGCACCCAGAGGCCUUCAGAUGUGCAGAUUUCUGUAUGCGAUGAUGAGCAGAUGUUUAAACAGAUGCCUCCAGAGUCUGAACUGGCUGAUGUCGUCACAGGUUACAGAGCCAUCCCUCAGCUCUGUACUUGCUCUGGUGCAGGUCACUGCUCUUGGUGCCAUAAUUGUGUGCAUUUUGGAGCUGAGGUUGUUAAACAGUACAAAUCUGUGUGUAUUAACAAUGAACUGCUCAAUAACAAAUGUAAUAUUAUGGACUCUUUCAGAGGAAAGCUUUAUUCCACAAAAGGACAAAUGGACACUGUGAUAAUGGGUGAAACAGAUGCAUCAUCUAAUAUGACUUUUGUACAACUGGAGGAGACUUUCCCAUUAUUAACAGCCUUGUCGUCUCUGCCUCUAGUGGAGGGAGAGCAGGACUUCAAUAUGAACAAUGUGCCGCUGUCUCUCUGUGACGUAGAGCUCACUAAUGACUGAUGCACUGUGGAAUCUAACAAUGCUAUUUGUAGAAAAAGGCGGACAUGCUUAACUGGAGCAAAAAGACUCACAUUAUUCAUUUUCUGUAUCAUGAAGAAAGGACUGGUUAGAAUUUGGGGAAUAGAAAUGUUCCAGCGUUAGGGUGAAGGGGUUGAACCGUGACAAGGAAACAGAACAAACAACAAGGUUUAACAUGGAAGGAAACCGAAGUUAAACCACACACAUGCUGGUUCACUGGUGUCUCAGGAGCCUAUUGAGAUGGAGUCAGUGACGUUCAAGGCCUGACUUAGCCUUGUCGCUCUGGGUAUAUUUACAACCGACUGAGCAGCAGCAUACCGGAAGUGAAACUGAUGUGGGAAGAAAUGCAGAGAGACGGUUUGACAGUUACAUGCUUUUGGACAUUUUGCCAGAUCUCCCUGUCUUUCACCUUCAUCAACAAAGGCACUCAAUGCCAGUAAUAAAACCUACAUUUCUGAAAUUCUCCUUCUAUUUACCAUCACAUUUACAACUUUAUUGUGGGGUGACUAUAAUGUCAUGAGAUGAUGUUGUUCCCUGAAUGACUUUUGUAUCUAAGAGCUUAAAACUGCAGGUUUAUUUUUAUUUAAAAAAAAUAAAGCCUUUUAUUUAUUGCACAUGAUGGUACAUACACAA